This is a messenger RNA of Adineta ricciae, 2547 nucleotides long. Lineage: Eukaryota; Metazoa; Rotifera; Eurotatoria; Adinetida; Adinetidae. The record is from the annotation of a GenBank genome assembly.
AUGGCAGAAGCAACGAACAUACGUUUCAUUGAUGAAUAUAUUCUAUCCUCACUAAAUCUUCAAACACUUGAUAACUUUGAUGACUAUCUCGUUGCCAUCGUGGGUGUCGACGAUGAGCCACACUUUCAUAAGCAACUUCUAAUGAUAAUUGACGGCAAUUGUUUCCAAUCAUUCGAUGACAUUCAACAGAUUCCUGUGUUUAAUGAAUUUCAAUCAAAACUAGAUGUUUUCUUAAUCAUUUCUGGUACACUGGGAAAACAAUAUCGUGAUCAUCUCAUACAGAAAAGACAACUCAGAUUCGUAUACGUCUAUUGUAGACAUGAGAACCACCACAUAGAGUGGACGAAUGGAGUCGAGAAAGUCAGAUGUGUAACAUCUGAUCCAACAACACUAAUCGAAAAGCUUCACAAAGAUGUCAGAACAUUCAGCAACCGAUGGCCAUUCGAACAAAGAUCAUUUAUCAAAUCGUCAAUACCCACUUCUCAAUGGUUUCAUUUAUUUCUUACGAUGAUUUGUCACACACCUGACACCAUAACAUUACCGUACGAUGAUAUGUUCAACGAAUGCCGUUCAUACUAUAAGAAUAAUCAAGCAAAGCUUCAUGAGAUAAAUCUGUUGUCGCAACAAUAUCGACCGAACAAUGUUAUCAGAGAAUACACGCGCGAUGGUUUUGUUUAUUGUGUUCUCAAUCAUGCUUUACGUACACGAAACAUGCGACUUAUCAGGAUAUUCAGCCCGUUUAUUCGUGACUUACAUAGUCAAUUGUCUGACUGCCGAUCGAAGUAUCUUCGCAAUUUGGACAAAGAACAGUUGAUUCGGAGUGUUUACCGAGGACAACAACUAACUGAAGAACAAGUGGAUCAUCUUUAUUCAGUCUGGAACUCCAAUCAUCCUGUUAUCACUUUGACCACAUUUGGUUCGACAUCAAGGGAUCCGAAUGUUGCGUUGGACUUUAUACCAUUUGCAGAUGGUGUCGUUUCUUGUUUGUUUGAAAUCAUCAUCACUGACGAUCACUAUGCCUCGGCAGAAAACUUCUUCUAUGAAGCACCAGUGUUUGCAGAUAUUUCUUCAAUGUCUACUAUGCCCGACGAAAAAGAAGUAUUAUUUUCUCUUGGUACACGUUUUCGUCUAAUUCGAAUCGAACAACAACGAACGGAAAAGAAUGGCUCCUGUCUUUUAAUUACAUUGAAACCAGCGGAGCCGGAAGAUAUGCAGAAUAAAUUUUCUGCUUCCAGUAUUAUCGAAGAAUUUGAGAAGUUAGAAGAUGGACAAGUCUAUAUGGAUAUUCUAGACAUGUUACAAGAAACUGCGGACGACGAGACAAAAUUCAACAGUACAAACUGGACAGUCUGGUGGAAUAAUCUGAAGAAUCAAUGGCACCAAGGUCUCAGGGAUAAAUCGCCACUCAAUCUCAUAUUCUAUGGGUGUUUUACCAAUAGUCCAAAGUGGUCCAGAAAAGCAAUCGAAAUGCAUAAAGAUAGUCUACGUGCCGUUCCAAGUAUUGAAUCAAAUCGAUCUUGUUUUAGAAAACUAUACGAAUGGUCUAAUGCACUGACGACUGUAGUACCAACAAGAUGGCUAGCUUUGUACGAAGUAUAUCUGGAAACGUUAUGUACAACAAACACGAACGAAGUUAUAAAUACAGUGAAAACUGCUGUAGAAACGUAUGAAAAGAUCGACGACAAGGCACAUGCAGAGAGCUGUUAUGAAAAAUUGUUGGCACUAAUAGGUGAUACUAAUACAAAGAUGAAGAAAGAAAUAGAAAAGAAAGUGAAACGCUUAGAAAAUCCUUCUGCACCAACAGAGAAAAAAGGUUCCAGACCUGAACCGAUCGUUCCGCACAGAGAACCGUCCAAGGUGUAUAAAGUGCAAGAACAACUGUGGAUGAUAUACGAAUCGCUGAAAGAGUGUGCUGAUGAGUCGAAGUCAAUCAGACCCCGUUCCACUAAGGUGGAUGGAUUACUUCGACUGGCUGCUGAUUCGUACGAUGCAGGUGACUCGCGAAUUAUUCUCCGAAUACCAUUCAUCGAAAAUGCGAGACUGUCUGUGAACGACUAUCGCUUCUAUUGCCUUUUAUCUACUGGAAGACAUACGGAAAAACUAGAUAACGUGAUCAAAGACGGAAGUAAUAAUCGUGAGCUGACAUUAUGGCGCUAUGAGAAAUAUAUGUAUGGAUGGAUAUUUCUCGGACAACUGAAGCAUUGCUUACUUUUGUCGAAAGGAUCCCAAAGUCGUAUUGCUUUAAUUGAUCGACUGAUGAAGAAACUGAAUGUUCUUCUGACAAUGUGCACGAUUUAUUUAUGCGUUAAACCGCGCAGCAAGAAAGUAAACGUGGACGGGAUGAAGUUCGUGAAUGUGAUCGACGAGGGAACAAAGCAACAUAUUUUCGGUGAUGUUUUUAAUGACAACCUGUUGGUUAAGCUAGAAGCACUGGAACGAGAAACUGUUACCGUCAGUGAAACUUGUAAACCGAUACCUGAUAGUUAUAGAGAAUCGAGAUUAGAUCUGACUACGAUGGAAAGAGAAGACGUUUUCUCUGAUCCAUGA